This is a messenger RNA of Ilex paraguariensis (yerba mate), 924 nucleotides long. Lineage: Eukaryota; Viridiplantae; Streptophyta; Magnoliopsida; Aquifoliales; Aquifoliaceae. The record is from the annotation of a GenBank genome assembly.
AUGAUGCAGCAGGAGCAAGACAUUCGCGACAUCUCAGUUACAUGGAGGACAAAUAAGUUUGUUCUUAAGAUGCGUUCAGAUGCUAGUCUGAAAGACUUGGGACACAACUUGCAGGAAUUGACGGGUGUGGAAGCAGAUACCAUGCGCCUCAUUGUACCUUCCAAUAAAAGUUCAAAACUGCUUUCUCCUUUCUCCGAUGAGCACUCUUUUCUAAGUUUGCAAGAAGCAUCUGCAUUUGAGGGGAAAUCUAUAAGGAUGAUGGGAGUGCCAAAAGAUGAGGUGGAUGAAGUUAUACAAAAUGCUAAGACGGACCUGAGGAUAGCUGGAUUUGACGAAGAAGAUAAGAGACUGAGGCAAAGAAUGCUCGAUAGGCCCCACACUUCUAUGAAACUUCCGCAAGGAACUUACAUUUUUUGUGACUUUCGCACUCUUCAUAUUCCAGGAAUAGAGUUAAAUCCUCCAGCUUCACAGGCACUGAAACUAAUGCAUAUGCUUGCUGCAGAUCCAGGAAUCAUUGCUAUUAUGAAUAAGCAUCGUUGGAGGGUAGGAAUCAUGACAGAGAUGGCCCCUGUUGGUUAUGUCGGUGUGAGCCCCAAAUGCAUUCUUGGUUUCAACAAGAAUCAUGGGGAGGAAAUAUCUCUGCGUCUUCGAACUGAUGACCUCAAGGGUUUCAGGAAAUAUGAGAGCAUCAAGAAAACUCUUUUGCAUGAACUUGCACACAUGGUAUUUUCUGAACAUGAUGCAAACUUCUAUGCUCUAGAUAAACAGCUUAAUCAAGAAGCCGCUACUCUAGAUUGGACAAAAUCAAGAAGCCACUCCCUGAGUGGAGUGAAGUAUUCAGAACACUUUGAAGAGGAGUUUAAUGUUGAUAGUCAUAGUAGUUUAUCACGAAGCUUGGGGGAGAGCAUCAGAUCAGCUAGCUAA